Molecule: messenger RNA, 737 nt
Organism: Eurytemora carolleeae
Lineage: Eukaryota; Metazoa; Arthropoda; Copepoda; Calanoida; Temoridae
Exons: 11
Coding region: 66-722 (218 amino acids)
Molecular function (GO): protein binding
Source: RefSeq, a predicted model, not a curated record
UGUAAGUAUGAAAAGUAAGGAAUUUAUGAUAAAAAUGAAGUUAUUUUUACAGAUGUGUUGACUUAAUGGCGCUUCUAGUUGGGGGAUCCAAUCUUGCCGGCUGGAGAAAUGAUGCAGAACUGAUAAAUGAUAAAAACUUUACUAAAAAGAUUGCGGAUUUCCCGUAUACCAUUGAUGCACCUUACGGAUUUUGGUCAGGGCCUACUGGUGGAGUGGUGGUUUGUGGUGGAAAGAACUGGGAUGAGGAUAUAACUGAAACUAGAUGCUGGAGAUAUCUUCAUUGUACAGAUACAUGGACUCAGCUGUACACAGAUCUUCCAGUACCAUCAAGUGGUGGUGUUGGCGUUCCUGUGCAAUAUAGUUCUGGAGAAUGGGGUCUCUGGAUAUUAGGAGGAGGAAAUGGAGUAGAUGCAAUUGAUAAUGUUCAGAUUCUAUCAACAGAGGGAGAAAAUCUAGUCUGGAGUGAGGGGCCUAGACUAAUACAUUCUAGAUAUGGACAUUGUGCUUUCCUGAAUCCUGUUACACAACAAAUCCAUGUUUUUGGUGGACGAGAUAAUCAGAAUAUUUUGAAAUCAAUGGAGAUACUCAACAUAGAGGCGGCUACAUCACAGGUAGUCGAGGAUUGGAACUUUGCUGAGAAUAGAUGGGGAGCUUUGUGUCAGACAUACCAGGACUCUCAAGGUCAAAUGAAGGUAAAGAGGUUAAAGGUCAAAUUAAAGUAAAAAUCCCAGAGGUCA